Molecule: messenger RNA, 951 nt
Organism: Aspergillus terreus NIH2624
Lineage: Eukaryota; Fungi; Ascomycota; Eurotiomycetes; Eurotiales; Aspergillaceae
Product: ubiquinol--cytochrome-c reductase catalytic subunit CYT1
Exons: 5
Coding region: 1-951 (316 amino acids)
Biological process (GO): mitochondrial electron transport, ubiquinol to cytochrome c
Molecular function (GO): heme binding; electron transfer activity
Source: RefSeq, a predicted model, not a curated record
AUGCUGGCACGUACUGUCCUGCGCGGCGUGCCCUUCCGGGGCGUCGCACGUCAGUCCUUGAACAGAACCUCCACGCGUGCGUCUUCCUCGACCGCCGGUGCUGAGUCCGCCAACUCCCCCUUCAACCUCACCGUCACGGCUUCCGUCGCAACCGCCAUUGCUGCUGGCUCCGCCUUCUACCUUUAUGGCCAGGAAGCUUUUGCCUCGACCCCUGCUGAGGAGGGUCUGCACCCUACCAAGUACCCUUGGGAGCACGCCAAGUGGAACAAGACCUUCGACCACGCCGCCCUUCGUCGUGGUUUCCAGGUCUACCGUGAAGUUUGCGCUAGCUGCCACUCCCUGACUCGUGUCCCUUGGCGCUCGUUCGUCGGUGUCAUGCACACCGUCGAUGAGAUGAAGGCUUUCGCCGAAGAGAACGAAUACGACACCGAGCCCAACGACCAGGGUGAGAUCGAGAAGCGCCCCGGAAAGCUGUCCGACUACAUCCCCGCCCCCUACAAGAACGAGGAGGCUGCCCGUGCCGCCAACGGUGGUGCUCUGCCCCCGGAUCUUAGCUUGAUCGUCAAGGGCCGUCACGGUGGCUGCGACUACAUCUUCAGUCUGCUUACUGGUUACCCCGAUGAGCCUCCCGCGGGUGCCACUGUCCAGGAGGGCAUGAACUUCAACCCCUACUUCCCUGGUACCGCCAUUGCUAUGGGCCGUGUCCUGUUCGAUGGUGUUGUUGAGUACGAGGACGGCACUCCCGCCACCACUUCUCAGAUGGCCAAGGACGUUGUGGAGUUCCUGAACUGGGCCGCUGAGCCUGAGAUGGAUGACCGCAAGAAGAUGGGUGUCAAGGCCGUCGCCCUCCUCUCUGGUCUGUUUGCCCUGAGCGUCUGGGUCAAGCGUUACAAGUGGUCUCCGAUCAAGACGCGGAAGAUUGUGUACAACCCCCCUGUCUCCCGCCGCUGA